AUGCUUUAUUCCAUACACACUGAAGAAGAAGAAGAAGAAGAAGAAGAAGAAAGGGGCUAUCGCAUCCUGGUGAUGAGCUCUGUAGGUAGGAGUGGGUCUUCGUUCCUAGGACAGCUGGUGGCCCAGUUGCCCAACACGAUCUACUUCUUUGAGCCACUUCAUUUCUUGCAGAACCAAAGCACACAAGGAGUGACAUCUGAUAAUAGCAGAGAGCUCCUGAGUGAUAUCUUCGAGUGCCGCUUUACCGAAGACUGGGUGCGAUUCUCUUUAGGGAGGAAAGCUACUCUCACUCACUUGGAAGUCGAGAAGGAAUGCGCCAGAGACACAGGGGCCUACUUGGAUUGCGUCACGAAGCUUUGCUUGAGUCGAAUGAAUAAAGUCAUAAAGGUGAUUCGAAUGAGGGUGUCAUGGGUGCAAGAUCUCCUCAACAGAGAUGCCUCGCUGAAGGUGAUUCACAUAGUUAGAGAUCCCAGGGGUUCAUUUGCAUCUCUCAAGUCUCUCAACAUGGUCCAGAAGAAUCACAGAGAGUGGUGCCCAAAAAUUCAAGAGGACCUCGUAAUAGCAAAGUCAUUGGAAUCUUCGUUUCCAAAAUCAUUUACAUCAGUCAAAUACGAGGAUCUCUGCAGUGACCCAUUAGGAAUGUCCCUUCGAAUUUGGAAAUUUCUGGGGGAAAGAAACACCUAUUCUCUCCCCGACACUUGGAAAAUAUACCUGACAGAGCACACCAGCGGAUCCAAGAGAGGCAACUUUAGCACGCAGCGUGAUUCCCAAAAGGAAGCCGAGGCCUGGAGACAGGAAAUAAGCGAAGAUACGUUGCUGGAAGUUGAACGUGACUGCGCUAAAGUGUUGGAACUUUUAGGAUACAAUAUGUUUGGGUCGUUAAUUCACGCCAGGAAUAUUUCUUUGUCUCUGAGACGCAAAAAUAAACUCAAAUAGUACUGCCAUAUGAGAAGCUGUUGUUGUUAAAGAUUAAGCUGUCCUUGUACCAGCACGGGCUCUUGCUCAUGGAGCAGCCCGUAAUGAGAAGCUAUUUGUCGUCGUUAAUGAAACGACGACAAAUAGCUGUGCCAUCAUUCUUCCACCCUUCAUCAAAAGGACUAACCAUAAAUGAAGAUGCUUCUUGUAUAUUACAUUAUUCUAUAGCAGUGGUUCACAGCCUUUUUAUUAUCACUCCUCCUCUAAGAGGUGGUCUUUCCCUCCACGGCCCCUUGCAUCUAUAACGAAAAAUCCCUCCCAAAUUUAAAGGAAAAAAAGAGAAAGAGAAGGGGUGCUUAUUCUUUUGCUAAUGAAUUAUUGACAUCCUUCACAUUACUUCUUAGCUAGUAGAUCCUGAAUGCCAGAGAGUGCACAGUGUAAGUCUGUUUCUGUAUUUGGUCUUCAGAGCAACGAGUGUGGAAAAUGCAGCUUCACAAAGACAUGGAUCCGAACAUACUUAGGAUCCAAACGAGUUCAGCUAGAGUAGUAGACUAUAGGAAACUUGUUACGGGUUCUUAUUUAUAACCUGGCGGUAAUUAACAUUAGUUUAUUGAACAGAUUGCGAAUGAAACAGUGAGGACGAGUUAACAUCAGUGUUGCCGUUGUAUCCGGCUAUCCGCAUAAAGUUUCCGCAAGCGCUUAGUUACGUUUUUCAAGCGAUACUUGUUUACUUUUGGCCUUCUAUACGAAAACAAAGAAAACAAAAUUCUCACCUUACUCAGUAACCUAAAUUAUUUAAUUUUCUAAUUGUGAACAAUGUUUAUCCGUGUCUGUCACUGAUAUGUGUAAUAUCUGAAUCGAUGUGUUUGUCACUUUUUGACCAUAUAAUUAUACACUGUUCCUCGGCAUCCUUUUGAGGCUGUAUGUCACAUAUUAUAACACUA
Messenger RNA from Macrobrachium nipponense, 1859 nucleotides. Its product is annotated as carbohydrate sulfotransferase 1-like. Bases 1 to 936 code for a protein of 311 amino acids. Gene Ontology annotation, molecular function: N-acetylglucosamine 6-O-sulfotransferase activity. Gene Ontology annotation, biological process: sulfur compound metabolic process; N-acetylglucosamine metabolic process. The record is from RefSeq and is a predicted model, not a curated record. The transcript is spliced from 5 exons. NCBI's taxonomy places the organism in Eukaryota, Metazoa, Arthropoda, Malacostraca, Decapoda, Palaemonidae.